AUGCCGUUAAUUAUAAUAUCUGGCCUGCCAACAUCAGGCAAAACCACGCGAGCAAAGCAGCUGGAAACCUACCUGCGAUCGCGCAUCGAGCAAGGCAGCAGCAGCAAUAACGAAACCACCAGUGCCACCCCAUCUAGUGCGCCCAAGUACCGCAUCCACGUUAUAUCGGACGACAGCCUCUCGAUAUCGCGCAGCGUGUACGACCUGUCGUCGGUGCCGGCGCACGCUCGCUCGGCCAACGCCUCAGAGAAGGAUGCGCGGGCCGCGCUAUACGGGGCUGUAAAAAGAGUAUUAUCGGACAGGGAUAUUGUAAUCCUGGACGGGUUGAAUUACAUUAAGGGGUGGAGAUAUCAGCUGCACUGCGAAGCGAAGGCUGUGAGGACGCCGAGUGUGGUUUUGCAGAUCGGGUGUGAGGUUGAGAGGGCGAGAGGGGUGAACGAGGAGCGGUUGAGGAGGAGGGAGAAGGAAGAGAGUUCGGAGCAAGAUGCGCCGGAGGGCUACGAGGUGGGGAAUUGGGAGAAUUUGGUGUUUAGGUACGAGGAGCCGAACCCGAUGACGAGGUGGGACAGCCCGCUCUUCGCGCUCGUGUGGGACGACGACGAGGAGAGGACAAAGCAGGUAUUCGACUCCCUAUGGGAUGCCAUUGCGGGCGAGGGACGCAAGGUGGUCAAGCCUAACCAGGCGACUGUGCAGAGGGGGAGGGACGCGUCGGGGGAUUACCUGUACGUGCUUGAUAGGGAGACGCAAGACAUCGUCAAGACGGUGCUGGAGGCGCAGGGAGAAGAUGGCGGCGGCGAGGUGAGGAUCGCGAGGUCGUCUAGCGGUGGGGAUGAUGACGCGCUUGUGGUGCAGUUGCCUGGGGAGAAAGUUGGGUUUCCGCGGUUGCAGAGGUUGAGGCGGGCGUUUAUUGGGUUGACGAGAGGGGGGAUUGGGCUUGAGGGGGUGGGGAAUCUAGGGGCUAGUAGGAUCCGGGAGAGCUUUGUUGGGUAUUUGAACGAUGCUUUUGAGAGUGAGGGAUAG
This is a messenger RNA of Scedosporium apiospermum, 1020 nucleotides long. RefSeq names its product putative rna polymerase ii elongator complex subunit protein. The record is from RefSeq and is a predicted model, not a curated record. The coding region runs from base 1 to 1020 and encodes 339 amino acids. The transcript has 2 exons. NCBI's taxonomy places the organism in Eukaryota, Fungi, Ascomycota, Sordariomycetes, Microascales, Microascaceae.